CUUUCAUGAGGUCAAGCCUGCCAGUAUCAGAUUCACUUCAAACACAGCGAGUCAAAAAGCCCAGUCUCAGUGUUGGCACUGUGGCAUUAGAAACAAUCAGAAGCUGAGAGACUCUGCAGUAGCUAAGGUUCAGAUUUUUUGUUUGUUUUUGUUAUUUUUGCCUUCCAAGAGAAGAAAGAAGAAGGUUGUGACAGCGUUGAACGUUAGCUUCACCAGAGAGACAGAGAGGUAGGAGUUGGUUUCCCACCGAGAGAGAAGAGCGAGAGAGAGGCAUCUGCAUCAUGGCGGCGACCCUGUGCCAGGUGAUGGGCUUUGUGCUGAGCCUGCUGGGGGUGGGUGGGAUUAUAGCCGCCACUGGGAUGGACCAGUGGGCAACGGAGGACCUGUACGACAACCCUGUGACCGCCAUCUUCUCCUACUCAGGACUCUGGAGAUCCUGUGUCCGGCAGAGCUCCGGAUUCACAGAGUGCCGACCCUACUUCACCAUCCUGGGGCUACCAGCUAUGCUCCAAGCUGUGCGGGCCCUGAUGAUAGUGGGGAUGGUCCUGGGAGCCAUCGGUUGUCUGGUCGCCAUCUUUGCCCUCAAGUGUCUGAAGAUGGGGAACAUGGAGGACAGCGUCAAGGCUACCAUGACGUUGACCUCUGGGGUCAUGUUUCUGCUCGGAGGUGUUUGUGGCAUUGCUGGAGUGUCGGUCUUUGCCAACCUAAUCGUUAGCAGCUUCCGGUUCACCACCUAUGCAGAUGGUGGAUAUGGAGGAGGAGGAGUACUGGGGGGAGGAUUAGGAGGAAUGGGAGGAUCUCUCACUCCCAGGUACACCUUUGGCUCCGCCCUCUUUGUGGGGUGGAUAGGCGGAGCCGUGCUGGUCGUGGGAGGGGUUAUGAUGUGUAUGGCCUGUCGGGGGAUGGUUCCACCAGAGGAGAAGAGACCAAAUUAUGGGAUGGCCUACAAGCCUGCUUCCCAACACACAACAGUUUACAAAGCUAACACCAGACCCAGAACGGCCUAUGAUGAUUCUUUCAGAGCCCAGAGUAUGGAUGGAAGACAAUCCAACCAGCAAUAUGUGUGAAGAAUAUAAUAUUAUGUACCGUUUUUAGAGGUUCUCUGAAACGAAGCAAAACUGUUUUAAUGUAUCGAUGCCAAUCUCAUGUAGCUCUGAAGGGCUUAGAAGAUUUCAUAGAGGGUUGCUAUAGAGGUUUCAUAGAGGGUUGCUAUAGAGGGUAACUUUGAAGGAAGUACUUAUUCAGGUUUGAUUCAUUAUUUUUGUACUUGGAGCUCUCUUAUAUUUCUGUGUUUUUGUUAUUCUGCAUUUAAGGGGACAAUAUUGUAAUUUUCUAAGGCAUCUAUAUUAAAAGAAUUACAUUUCCAGAA
This is a messenger RNA of Oncorhynchus tshawytscha (Chinook salmon), 1369 nucleotides long. Its product is annotated as claudin-18. NCBI's taxonomy places the organism in Eukaryota, Metazoa, Chordata, Actinopteri, Salmoniformes, Salmonidae. Bases 282 to 1067 code for a protein of 261 amino acids. The record is from RefSeq and is a predicted model, not a curated record. Gene Ontology annotation, cellular component: plasma membrane; bicellular tight junction. The transcript is spliced from 5 exons. Gene Ontology annotation, biological process: cell adhesion; bicellular tight junction assembly. Gene Ontology annotation, molecular function: structural molecule activity.